Molecule: messenger RNA, 2214 nt
Organism: Xyrauchen texanus (razorback sucker)
Lineage: Eukaryota; Metazoa; Chordata; Actinopteri; Cypriniformes; Catostomidae
Product: E3 ubiquitin-protein ligase RNF183
Exons: 2
Coding region: 206-787 (193 amino acids)
Biological process (GO): protein ubiquitination
Molecular function (GO): ubiquitin protein ligase activity
Source: RefSeq, a predicted model, not a curated record
AAAUAAUGUAACUCUUUUGUUUUUGCGAACAUCUUUCUUUCUCUCAACACAUACAACAAAGAUACAAUCUACUCUUUCAGCUACCAGGAUACUUGCCCUGUCAAAAGAAGCUAACGGGGGAAAAAGGGGACCUCUUUCUAGAAUACAAACUUGCCACAUCAGCAUGGACCUUGAUGAUGCCAAUUGACCUCCCCUUCUGUUUGUCAUGGAGCCUAACCCAAACGACCUCAGUGACCCCUACAAACCUGACCCGUACGAUGACGACCCCCCAGAUCUGGAGUGUGCUAUCUGUUUUGAUCAGUUCAACAAUGUCUUCAACACUCCUAAGAUACUCCAAUGCAAGCACACUUUCUGUCUGGAGUGUCUCGCCCGAAUGAACGUGAAGUCCGCCCAACCUGACACCAUCCAGUGUCCGCUGUGCCGAGCGUACACCCCGUUACCCGUCCUGGGUCUUCCCAAGCUCGCAAAUAACUCUGAGGUGCUGUCUUACCUCCCAAAUGCGAUGCAGCAUGUGUACAGCAUCCGCUUUAACCGAAAUAAAGGCAAACUGCAGGUUAAGAGAGUGCCUAGUUCUGCACCGGCCAUAACACAGACCAUCAGCCAAAGUCUGGAUGUUGGGACCCCAGGAAAUGAAGCUAGACCACAGGGGAUGGGCAGAGAAAAUGGUAGAGAAAGGUCUUUAUUAGCCACGGUACUGCGGAUGCCCUUGUGCAGAGCUUUCAUCAUGUGCUCAGUAGCAAUUCUGACAGUCAGUCUCAUCAUUGUCAUUAUCAUCCUAAUCGAAUGAAUCAUAAAGGAUAAAAUGUACAACCUAUGUCUAUGGACUAAUGAGGUCUAUAAUUCCUGGAGAAAGUUAUUCAUUAGUAAUACCAUUCAUCUCAGUAGCAGUUGUUUAUAUAGUGCAGGAACCCCCAGAUGUACAUGUAUGCCUAUAGGGGCACAGUUCUGCAACCAAGUUUAUUUUUAGCCAAUCACUUGAGCUGUAAAUGCUAUGUGACUAAUGGUGCGUUCAAGUCAUGUCGAAAUUAUUGUAUUGUAUUUACAAGUUGAACACACAUGAACCAUACCACAAAGUUGUAAUUACCAGUGGGAAACUCAGACAUUUCUUUGAGCCCAAACUUUGGAAGGCAUGUCAGUUAAUGCAUGUUAGUGCGUUUUUGUACUGUUAAUAAAGAAUAGCGAUAGCCCUUGCUAGAAAAUACGAAUAAUUUAGCUGGCUUUUGAGGUGACAGGCAUGUGCAAACUGUACAAAAUUACAUUUCUUUUCAUUAUAUGUGCUGGCAAAAGAAUGAUAAAAAAAUUAUAAUUGCACACCUAAUGUGCGGCUUUGCUCUUCAUUUAGUUGCAGUGGUGCUAAAAAAGCAUCUCGUCUUUGUCAGUAACCGAAAAAGAAAUAUGAAAUAGCAAAACUGGUACAUUCUUUCAGUCUAAAAUCACUUGAACACACAUUUCGUAGGUACGAACUUCAAGGCAUAAUGACGUUAUGACAAUGCUGACUGGCUGAUGAGACAUGAGGAACACAUUCAGUCCCAAGUCCUCCAUUAGCUUUAAAGGCAACAUAAAACAAAAUAUAUUAAUGCCAUGCUUUAAAGAGCUAGCCAAUAAUCUGCACUAGUAAAACAUCUACUACAUAUGCUAACUAAUAUUAGCAUUUAUAUGUUGCUUGCAAAGAAAAAUGGCAAAUGUUGAAAAACUAUCAAUUAAGAACAAUGUUUUUUGCUGCCUUGUGAUGUAGGGUGUAGUUACAUCAUCUACCAGCAGGGGCUACCUAGGCCUUGCUAACCAGUCAAGAAGCCCUUAUCCCUUGCUAUGGAUAGCCUUUGUUGAAUGCAUACAUCCAGGAAUACAUCCAAAGUUACAAAACAAUCCAUUUGGUGGCUCAUAUGGUGCAGAAUUUAUGAAAGGUUAUGCCCCCUUCCAAUACUGCAACUUAAAGGUGGACUCAGUAAUUCUUUUUUCUCAUUAAAAAAGGUAAGAAAUGUAUAGCAAAUUUAAAACAUAUGUAUAAAUGACCAUUCAUAGGAGAGGGUCCCCUGAUGGAGGUCGCCAUCUUAGGAUCACAUGACCAGCUGAAUACUGCUAGCUUAAUCUCAGUAACCGCUCUGUUAUUGGACAUUUUCUCUUGUGGAUUAAAUUAAUCAUGGCUGACUGUUAAUAGAGAAUUUAUAUGAUGGCACUGGUAACUGAAAACGUUUGCGUUUGAAUGAUGCUGCA